Molecule: messenger RNA, 3973 nt
Organism: Mercenaria mercenaria
Lineage: Eukaryota; Metazoa; Mollusca; Bivalvia; Venerida; Veneridae
Product: multiple epidermal growth factor-like domains protein 10
Exons: 18
Coding region: 167-3415 (1082 amino acids)
Biological process (GO): synapse organization
Cellular component (GO): neuron projection membrane
Source: RefSeq, a predicted model, not a curated record
AUAUCCAAGUCAUCUCUCGCCCGGAUAUAAUUUUUAUGUGUUGUUGAAACUUUGCUUUAGAACAAUCGGAUGAUUCAACAAUUGUGACAAGGCUUUUAUCUAUUUUUUUAAUUUAUUUUUUAGUAAUUUUGACUUUAGUAUCCUGGUUUGUUUUCUGUCUAAAAUAAUGGAUUAUAAAUUUUAUGUUGGAUUUGCAAUAAUCGGCUUAGUAGUCGGCAUUGUGACGGCUGUCCAACCUGUAUUUAAAGACACUACAAGUAAUAUAACGGCUAUUCAAGGGGACGAUGUAAUACUACCAUGCACAGUUCUGAAUACAUCGGCCAAUAUUGAGGUAAACUGGACGAGCCCAAAUGGGGAGCAGUUGACAUAUGGUGAAAACGUGCUGUUGGAUGGUGAUCGGUAUAGUGUAGAACGCCAAAGUACAACGAACUGGAAUCUAAAAAUAAAAGCUGUUUACAUUUCUGAUAGCGGUACUUAUGUAUGUGAAAUCAAAAGCGACACGCCACAGAGGAAGAGCGUACAUUUUACUGUCAAAGCAACCACCGUUAUACAGCUGGUUGGAUCAGGAGAUAAGACAACACAGUCCUCAACGACACUGUCGCCAACAACAGAGGACCCCAACAUAUGUUCGGGUAUUCGGCCCUGUCGUAACUCUGGCAUCUGCGUAAAUGGCACGUGCACUUGUACCAAAGACUUCAUAGGUAGCUUCUGCGAGGAACCCACAGUCUGUCCUCUUAAUGCCUGUAACAUAAAUAAUACUAAGAACUGCUCUGUAGAGCUGGAAAAUGGUUCCUUCGUAUACAAGUGCAAGUGUCUUCCGUUCUAUAAAGGCGAUCACUGUGAAAGGUAUGACUUUUGUGUAUUUUAUCCGUGUGAAAACAAAGGACGCUGUGAGCCGCUGUACCCACAAAACAGUUAUAAAUGCCACUGUCUACUUGGGGACCCGAAUAACGACUGCAAACUGAACAAGAGAGACAACUGCCUUGCGAGGCCACCUUCAAACCCAAAUGCGUAUAUAACAUGCAUUGAUCAAAUAGAUUCUUAUAAGAUGUAUUGCAGUCCUGGUUAUUCUGGGGAGAAAACUGGUUGUUCUAAAAAUGAAAACUUGGAGUUAUAUUGUGACCGAAGCGGACCAGGGUACUGCACUGAUGAAGGCUACUGUAAGCCACUGUGUAAUGCAAACGUAUGUAACGGUAUAGAAAACUGUAAAUUCACGGCAGAUCCUUACAACACAACCGGUUUUGAUACGAAAUCAGACUGUGUUCAGGCUUUCGGAGACGGCUACGAUCAUCCAAACUGCCACGCAGAAGAUACGCUAUUUGAUGGAUUUGACGCGAAAAUAAAUGGACUUAAAGACUGCAGCCCAUUUUUCGACACAGUUUGCACACGUGACUUCGGUAACGGAGACUGCAAACCGGGAUGUAAUAAUGCUGACUGUCUUUUUGACGGCUUUGAUUGUUUGAACGUCACUGAACUUGCUGGAGUGGUAGUUGUAGAAUUCAAAGGGCAGUUAGAAGCUCCUUUGAACGCCUUACAGAACAAUAUGUCAAUGAUGUUGCGAUCUGGUGUCAGUCUAACAGAAGAAACAUUCAGAGAUGAACCAAUGACAAUCCUUUCACUGAGGAUUACAGAAACAGAAUUUACCGACAUAGAAUAUGCCGGCAAGUUUUUGGCGGCCGCCGUUGCUAAGCGACCGGGAUGGCUGGAUGGUGUUAAAAUAAAGGAUAUUUUUGUAUGUCCGGCUGGAAGUUACAGCAGCACGUAUUCUGACAAGUGUAGGAGAAAAUGUAGCACAUGCAUACAGGAUGAUGACGUCUGUGACUGGAAAACAGGGGCGUGUCUUUAUGGGUGUCUACCUGCUCACUCGGGAGAAUUUUGCAAACCGUGUGACGCUUGCAAACAAAAGGGAGAAGUUUGCGAUCCUUUUUCGGGAGAGUGUCUUCAUGGGUGCAAAUCAGGUCACUGGGGUCAUGAAUGCGUUGUAUGCUUCUCGUGCAAACAAGAAGGCGACAUCUGUAACAAUGUAACAGGAGAGUGUUUACACGGGUGUAUUAAUAAUAACUUCUAUGGCGCCAUGUGUAAGCAGUGUCCGCAGAAUUGCGUCGGGGGCUGCAAUGAAAAUGGACACUGCAAUACCUGUCCAUCUGACAGACACGGGAAAACUUGCGAAAAGUUAUGCGAUGAAAAGUGUCGAAGUGGUACAUGCACUCGUAACACCGGCAUCUGUGAGUGUAAAGAUGAAUACUACUGGUCAGACCAUGAUAAAAGGUGUGUUAAUUGUAGUGAUGGAUGCAAAGGGCACUGUAACGUCUCGUCCGGUUCAUGUAUUUGUAGGGAUGGUUACUAUGGCAGCAAGUGCAUUUUUCAUUGUAUGGAUAUGUGCUUAAAUGGGACAUGCCACGUGAACGGGACAUGUGACAAAGGGUGUGACCCAGGUUAUUAUGGCCCUACGUGUGCUAAUGCAUGUCCUAGUGGGUGUAACGCGUGCUCACGAGAAAGCGGGCUGUGUGAAGGGAACUGCAAACCAGGAUAUGAAGGGUCUAAGUGUGAAAAGAGCGCCGGCCGAAGCGGAUACAUUGAUGACGUAACUGACAAUACUGGUGUUAUCAUUGGUGUCAUCAUCUCCUUGCUACUUGUUGUACUUAUACUUCUUGUUGCCUGUUGUUACUGGAAGAAACGAAAGUCUGGAGAUUACGUGAUGGAGGACGAGGAGAUGGAAGAACCGCCACCAAAAGAAACGAACACAAUACACGUGCAUACUAACAUGCAUAUGCAGCCAACUUCUCCGUUACUUGGGCACUCAUCGGAUAUGAUAGAACUUGACGAGAAACAAAAUGUAGCUGUAUACGCCGGUCCUGGACCAGGCCAAACUGCAGAAAAUGGAGACAAGAUGCCAGAUGGCAAGGGGCCAGAAGAAAAGGAGCCGGAAGCCGACAAGGGGCAACCAACAGACGACAAUUCAGGGGAUGCAUCAGAUAACAAAGCAGAAGAUACAGAUAAAAAGAACGAGAGAUGUACGUCUUCGGUGGUGAUGGAAAUAGGUACAGGAGGUAGGGUGUUGUCUGUAUCUGACGGAGACGAAGCACAGUCACCUACUCUAAACAAAGAAGCUGAACUACCUAUUGGUGAGGAAGAAGAAAGUAUGGAAGAUGACAGUGUAUUUGCUAAUCCACCUCAAAGUCCACUGGGAGAGGUUCGAGCCCCAUUAGCUUCGGAGGAAAAUAUUCUCGCCAGCCUAGGUCCUAAAGAGAUUGAACGAGACACUGCUGAUGAGCCUGUGGGACUAGAUGAAGAGCUAGCAAAGGAGGAAGAUAAAGAAUCAAAAAGGUCAAGGUCAAGCAGUUCCUCUAGUUCCAGCUCAAACUCUAGCAAAUCUAGCAAGAAGGACAACCAUGCGGUUACCACUGAAAUGUGACCGUGACACCAACACAUCUACUUAUUUAAAAAUUUAUACAUAGUAACAAGACUGUACAAAAACGUUACGCACUAAAACGACAAAAGAAAACCAAAGAAACGUUGAAUGAUUUAUACAAAAUGCAAUAUGCAUUUGAACGAAACAGUUGGCUGACUUUUAGUACAUGUACAAUAUGUACGUUGAUGUCAAACAUCAAUAAUGCAAUGAAGAUUGUUUUGUUAUACUAUUAUGUAUGUAUGUAUGUAUGUAUGUAUGUGCUAUUUUUGUAUUCUCUGUAUUUGUGAGUCAAAAGGCGUUCUGUAUGGAGGGGUUUCAUUUUUAUCUGACAUACGUUUUACCCAAUGUUUGGAAAACUACAAUAAUUAACAGUUGAGAUUGUGGAGAAAAUACUAACGACUGCUGUAGUAUUUUUUACAAUUUUUGUUUUCUCUAGUAGACAGUAUUGUACCUGUUAUCAAAGAAAUGUGUAUUUCAUUUAUGUAAUACUGUGUACAGUAUAUUACUGAUGUCAAAUACAUGUCAAAGACUGAUAAUACAAAUAAAAAAUGAAUAUUUUUU